Messenger RNA from Plenodomus lingam JN3, 1797 nucleotides. Lineage: Eukaryota; Fungi; Ascomycota; Dothideomycetes; Pleosporales; Leptosphaeriaceae. The record is from RefSeq and is a predicted model, not a curated record.
AUGAAAAGAGACCGUAUGCCACAAUCAACAGCACAGGAGCAACAACCACCAGUGACGUCUGCACCGGCGAAUGAGCAGCCUGCCCCUCGCCCUGCGCGAAGCACAUGGAAUCGACCUCCACCAACUCGUGGCAGUACAGGGCAGACAUCGCAACUCCUUGCGGUUGCUAGUCCCCAGACAGCUUAUCAUCAGUUCAAUCCCAAUACCAACCUACCGCCCUUGGAUGCAUUUGGCAUGGGAAAUUCAAGCAUUUUCGACUUCUCCGGUGGUCUAGGUAUGGGAACGUGGGACGAGGCAAUGCUUCUUAGUCCCAACUCCUGGCCUGUCGACCCGUCGGCAGGAGCUCCUUCGCACAUGGACGCCACACCUCAGCCAUUGUACCAUUUACCUUAUGGUCCCCAAUCAUCUGGCCCCCUUCCGGGGUCGUCUCCUGGAAGACCUCAAGCUGGAGGAAGCAGGCCAUCUCUGCCAGAUCGCGGCCCGCCACAUGUCGACCCUGCUUCCACAUCACCAUUCUCAACGGAAAAUGUUGCCAACGGGCAUGUAGACGAAGACUUCCUUCUGAACACGUUUCUACAGAUGCUAAUGCCACCAAUACUUACCCCGGUCGAGCCGAAGUGGGCCUCAACCCGUGCUUUUUUUGCCAAUAUGGCAGCUGAAUCGCCAAUCGUUCGAACCGCUAUCAUGGCUUUCGCUGCAAUGCAGAUGCAACGAAGCAGUUUGGGCGGCGAUGCUAUGAAGGCGGAUUGGAGACCGUUAUACGAGUCCGCUGCAAGACUGCUUUCCAACGCACUCGCAAGGGUACGAAGUGAGGGCGGAACCGAGAAGCUAGUAAAAAAUGGGGUCAAACAUAUCUUGGCUGCUUUCUUCCUUCUUACAUAUAUCGAUCUACUCACAGAGACGCUACCUAGAGCACAUACGAACUUACGAGAGGCAUAUAACUUGAUCCAGAAUACGGAAAAGUCAUUACUAUCGAUACCAGAACGUCGUCUUAUCUCUUGGAUCCGGCUCCUCGAUGCGCGCGCUGUUUCGACUGCCGGCGGAGAAGGAUUGUUCCUUGCCGAUGCUGAUGAGAGUUUGUUCGACGCGUCGCCAGCUGCAAAUCUUACCAAUGAGCCUGAAACACCAGAUACGGAGAUUGAGGAAAUCUUGUUCGAUGUACUUUACCAUCCCGGUAUAGUCUUUUAUCAAAAAGUCCAAAGUUUCGUUGGAAGGAUCACUCGAAUUGACCCAUGGCACCGUAGCCGUGGCACUGUCCAAGAUGAGACAGAUGUGAUGGCCCUUGCAUCGCAAAUUUCACAAGACCUGCAUGCGCUGUACGGGCAGCGUCCUGCACUGAUGGACCACGCUGUUGCUGGUAACUUAACCGAGAAGCACCUUGCAAAGGAUUUGGCUAUUGCGCUCACCCGGAGCUUCCGAACUUAUCUUGCCAAUUACUAUGCAUCAUUUUUGCAUCUACAUCGCGUCGCCUACGUGCAGUAUCCGAAAACGAAAGAGGUUACAAACGCGAUAGCCAACAUCAAGCGCUUGUCGCAUCUAAUGGCAGAGACUGAUGAGUCGCUACCUGUCAACCUGCUAUGGCCGCUUCUCAUGUGGGGAUGCGAAGAAGAAAAUUUGGACGAACGAAGAUGGAUUCUUGAAGCUAUUCGAGGUCUUGAAAGCAUUGCUACAAACGCCAAAGCCACUGCUGACCUGCUCGAGGAAGUACAGAGAAGGCAAGACGAAGGCAAGAGACGAGUUGACGUUAGACUGGUCAGCCAAGAGUACUUUGCUACUCAUCACUUCGCAAUCGUGUGA